This is a messenger RNA of Botrytis sinoallii, 1954 nucleotides long. RefSeq lists its product as uncharacterized. The coding region runs from base 217 to 1701 and encodes 494 amino acids. Lineage: Eukaryota; Fungi; Ascomycota; Leotiomycetes; Helotiales; Sclerotiniaceae. The record is from RefSeq and is a predicted model, not a curated record. Gene Ontology annotation, biological process: ubiquitin-dependent protein catabolic process. The transcript is spliced from 3 exons. Gene Ontology annotation, cellular component: COP9 signalosome.
CUCGAAUCGAUUCGCCUGAUACCAAUAGAAUUGGGACUCAAAGAUAGUGUACUGAAGCUACCUUUGACAUUCCUGGAGUUAGUUUGAGAUUACCUCGUCUAUUCCACACGGCAUCUAUCCAAGACUAGCUCAAGUCCUUAAAAGCUGUGUCCCUAGUAAUCGAUUGAGUGACUUCCAACAAACGCUCAUUAUCUGGUCGCAUACUCUACCUUCAAGAUGGACAAUUUCCUCUCCCGCAUGCUUUUAUUUCCUCCUCAUCCAGCGCCCUUGGUACCUCUCACGGAUUUGCAAUAUGAUACUGGCAUCACAUCACAAAUCGACAGUUUAAAGAAGACCUCCGAGAAGACAUUGUUACAGCCGACUGCAGGUGAUGAAAGUCCUUUGGAUGUGAUCAACCCCUCAUUAAAUACAGUACCAUACAUCUACAUUCUAAGAGCCCACAUCGCUGCAGCCCAUAGAGGCGAGAAGGGAGUCAACGUCAAUGACUUAUGGGAAAAGGCGACAGCCUUUUUACAUAGUUUCGACAAAAGGCAGAUCCGAUACCUUGGCAAAGAGAUACAAGAUGUCAUGGAAUUUGUAGCGCAAAUUGCUUCGGAACAACGUCAGCCAGGUGCUGCCAUUCCCCCAAUUAGAGAAGCCAUACUUCGAAUCGACCCCUCAGGAUCGGUCCUUACCUCAAACCAUAUAUAUCUUGUCCGGUUGGCUCUCCAAACACGUUACUUCGCUGCCAUUACAGAACUUAUUGACAAACCUAUCCUUUAUAUACCUGCCAAGCAACCAGUUUCAUACACACGUUAUCUUUGCGAAGUCGACCUACCGGCACAAUCCUAUGUGACGAUCAAAUCGAACUUUUCCACCAAACUAAAUCCUCUCGAGAUACUAGAGUAUUUCUAUUACAGUGGAUCAAUCUAUAUUGGUUUACGGAGAUGGGACGCUGCAUUGGAGAUGUUGGAGAAUGCUAUAAUAUAUCCAUCAAAUGAUAAUAGCGUGAGCCUUGUCAUGGUCGAGGCAUACAAAAAAUGGUUACUCGUUGGACUUCUUCAAUAUGGAAAGGUCCUUCAACUUCCAAAGACCACUUCCCCGGCCGCCGCUAAAGCAUUCCACAUUAUUGCAAAACCAUACGAAGCUAUUGCCGGUAUCUUUGAAACUGGAUCAGCGGCACGAUUAAAGAGCGAGGCCGAAUUCGGUCGACAGAUAUGGUCUGACGAUGCUAAUUUCGGGUUAAUUUGCUGUGUUCUGGCUGCUUAUCAAAAGUUUCAGAUCCGCAAUCUUGCCAACGUCUAUUCGAAAAUUGGAGCUGCGGAUAUCAUGGGUCUUACGAUGAGCGCAGAAACUGGUGCAAAGUUAACUUCAAUCAAACAGAUUGAAGAUCUUGUACAGAGCAUGAUCGCCGAAGGCACUUUACCUGCAACUAUGAUUCGAGAUCAAUCUGGCCAUGCAGUUGUUACGUUCUCGCCAACCGGUCCAGUCCUUUCGGAAACCCAAGUUCAAAAUGAUUUAGUGGCAUCGACUCGACGUAUCCAAUCAUUAGCCAAACAAAUCAAAGUUACGGAUAGAGUUUUGACACAUGACAAGCGAUAUAUUGAUAGUGCUCAGAAGGCCCAGUUGAAGCUGAAAAAUGCUGCCAACGCUGGUGGAACAGCAGAGCCCUUAGACUGGAACUCUAUAAUUGAGGACGAGGACAUAAUGAUGGAGACAUAGUUAGUUUAAUUCAGGUGUAGCGGGAAUAUUUAGUGGUUCAUGAUGAAGUGGGCAUUGGUUUCUUUCUCUAGGAAGAUGUGGUAUGGAUCAAUCGCAAAAAGCGAUGUUUGCUCUGGGCAAUGAACGGGUUGUAAUACACAGUAAAGUCUUUCGAAGAAAUCGGAAGCAGUGGCGUAUGGGCAGGUGGCGUAUUAUGAAGAUAUGAUAGGAAUGAAUCUAUGAAGUAGAGAAAAUGAAUCUAUGAAUCCUAAAC